Penicillium olsonii is the source of this 2520-nucleotide messenger RNA. Lineage: Eukaryota; Fungi; Ascomycota; Eurotiomycetes; Eurotiales; Aspergillaceae. The record is from the annotation of a GenBank genome assembly.
AUGGGAUCGCGAAAGCGCACCCGCUCUGAAGCCAUUCCGGUGGUAGAGCAAGAAGCCCCCGAGCAGCCUGAGCUUUUGUCCAAACUUCGCAGCUCAUGGGAAUUUGCUAGUCUCAUGCAGUACAUCGCCAUUUUUGGACAAGUCAUGAAAAUUGAUGAGGAUUUCGGGAUCGAGGACCUAGAAGCCGAAUGCCUUACGCCUGAGCCCUCGCAGAAACUCUUGGAGAUUGGACUAUGCCUUCUCAAAUGGAUAUCGUCGCAUCGCGGACUCACGUUCGAUAAUUUCGACGAGUACACCCGACGUCAAUACAACGCGAAGGCACCUAAGCGCACCAAUCCCUUCGGAUACGAUGAAGAACCAAACAGAUUCCUGGAUUUCGAUGUCUUUACCAAGAUCAGUGUCCUCCAUCAGCUGACGGUUUGGACAUUCUGGAACGCCGACCGUAUUCGCGACAAGAUGCCCGAGAAGAAGGAAACUGAACAAACCGAAUGGCGCAUUGAAGAAUUUGGUUGGGAUCGUGAAGGGCGCUCAUACUACGUGCUCGACGACAACCGCCUCUACCGUCGGACCGAUCGUCCUCUGCCUCCUGCCCCCCAGCGGCCCAAAAAGAAAGCGAAGAGCCGAUCUUCGCGUGCCUCACGAGCGUCGAAGCGCACCUCCACGGCUGCCGCGGAAGAGGGUUCCGACGAGGAAAACAAGAAUACCAACGAUGCAGGUGAUUUCCCGGCCGAUUCCGACGAUCUCUUCAAGUGGGAAUGCGUGGCUGUGACUCUUCGGGAGUAUGAAGCCUUCUUGGAGACACUCCAGAAGACCAAGGACGCGGACGAGAAAUAUCUUCGCGAUAGCAUAGUGGAGCACAUCCUCCCCAUCCUGGAGAAAGCGGAGGAGGCACUACAACGCAAGCGCCAGAAACGGGACAAGGAACUUUUGAGCUUGCAACUGGUCGCUGGGGCCAAGAGAUCGAGCCGACUUGCCGCCAAGGAAGAGAAGGAACGGGAGGAGCGAGAGGCUGCCGAAGCCAUUCGCAAACAUGACGCCGAUCUAGCCGAGGCCCGCAGGGAACAAGCCAGACAGAACCAGCACGAUGAAGAUCGCCAGUCGCGGAUGAUGACUCGGGAACAACGGAUCAGAGACCGUGAGCAAAAGCGACUCCUUCACGAAGCUGAGCUGGAAAGGCUGGCGGAAGAGCAAGAGAGAAUCGAGAGUGGCGAGAGCAGAGUCUCCGCUCGGAACCUCAAGACCGAGAUGGAAAAGUCCCAAAAGAACCUAGCAGAGCUCACCCAGGAUGACCAAUGGAUCUUCGAUUGCUCUGGCUGUGGGGUUCAUGGUGAGAACUUGGAUGAUGGAAGCCAUAGUAUUGCAUGCGAAAAGUGUAAUGUGUGGCAACAUAGCAAGUGUCUAGGUGUCUCUCAGCAGGCGGCCGAAAAGGACGACUUCCAGUUUGUGUGUCGCGAGUGCAAGCAGAAACAAGACGAAGCCAACAGGCCCAAGCUGCCCCCUCUGAAAUUCCGAGUCAGCGCCUCGGCAUCCCCGUCGGCUGCUCCCGUUGAGAAGAAGCGUAAGCUGGAAGACGAUGAUCUGGCUCCUCCCUCCCCGGUGAAGAAAUCGCAUGUUGCACUUUCCAACGUUCAGAAUCAACCUCCUAGAUCGCAAUUGGAUCUUCAGCCUACUGCUGGCCAGGGCGAAUUUUAUCCACCUCCCUCGCCCCAGCGCCGGGCUCAUUACGCAGACCGAGAUACUUUACCCUCCUCAAGCCCUCCACGCCCGCCAUUUUCCCCUCCCAAGGGUAUGAAUGGCUUGUUACAUUCCAGCAUGGAGCAACACCCACGCCCUACCUCCGCACAGCACUCUCUGCCCCCAAUGCAACCCACACAUCUUCCUCACAUGGGCUCCUUCCAAUCUGUACGACCGCCCUCGUCUCAUUCCAGCCAGGGCCCGGUCCAGAACCAACCUUCAAUGUCUCCGACACAAGGCAAUCCUGACGUUGGCCCACUUGCUGGUUUCCCCCACGUUACGCCUAGCCAGGCACGUUCUUUCGAGACACCACGCCCCCAGUCAGGCCAUGCCGUGACACCGGCAAUGUCUAGCAGUUACCCUUCAUUUUCUGCUGCCACCCCCAACGGCAACCGCUCAUCGCCUCCCCAAAGCUCUCAUGGCAUGGGAAUGUCUGGCAUCAGCCCAACCAAGCAGUCUCCCCGUCCGCCCACUGCCAGUGGCAUGGCAGGUGCGCCGGUUCUGCCGCCCAUCCGCAGACUAGAGCCCAGCCCUAAACUUAUGGGUCGUAGCUCUCCAGACGCUCCUAUCCCCCCACCGGUCAAGUGCAUGACGCCUGAGCAAGAGGAGCGCCGACAAAGGGAGAACGCGUCUAUGUUCCAUCAGACGCACCAUUAUCAGGGCAAUGGUCAACAUUUGAUGUCUUCGCCAUCUCUCAACCGCAUUCCUCCUCUCGGUUCUGGGACCACUUCUCAGUACCCUGACCCCGUUCCUUCGCCUCAGCGUGGGAGCAAUCGUCAGGGCUAA